AUGUUAACAAAUUAUUACGAAAAACUAGACAUCAAUCGUAAGGCCAGUCAACUGGACGUCCGUAAAGCUUUCCGUCGGUUAGCCCUACGCUAUCAUCCGGACAAAGCAACUACCGGUGCCGUCGGUGAUACAGCCAAUGGUGGCCAACAGUUUCGGGAUAUUCUGGAAGCCUAUCGGGUAUUAAGCGAUCCAAACAAACGUAAAUCAUAUGAUAGGUCACUAUCGCCGCCGACAACGACAACAACGCCGCCGAAAGCUAAACACCGACGACAAGACACCCGAAGUUCCCGACGUUCAAGUGGUGGCCGUAAUCAUCACCAAAACAAACAGAAAUCUAGUCCUACCGCCGAAGCCGCCGCCCGCAAACCAACUGUCCAUACAUUGUAUGUAUCGUUGGCCGACCUAAUGACCGGCUGUACUAAACGCUACAAAAUCAGCCGAAAUCUAUGGCCGUCUGCGAACAGUCAGUCGUCGAUAAUAUCGGCCGAUUAUGUGACCAUCGAUGUCAAACCCGGCUGGAAAUCGGGUACUCGUAUAACAUUUGCCGAACACGGAGACCAACCGGGUUAUGGCCAGCGGCCACUGGAUGUUGUAUUUGUUAUCUGUGAACAACCGGACAAACAGUUUCGGCGAUCGGGUAACGAUUUGCUAUACAGUUGUCAAUUGACGCUCAGGGAUGCUAUGAGCGAACAUGGCUUUCGGAUACCGACACUUAGUAGCACCGGUAGUGGUAGUGGUGGUAGUGAUAGUGGUUUUUCUGGUAAACCGUUAGCCCAUAUAGUUAUGACACGCGAACAGUUGAUUAAGUUCUAUGAAAACAGUUCCGUAGAGAUAAGGAAAGUUGGUUUAGGACUACCCGACCAUAAAAAUCGCGAUAUCAGAGGCGAUCUCAUUAUAAACUGUACGCUAAAAACAUAUUAA
This is a messenger RNA of Oppia nitens, 921 nucleotides long. RefSeq lists its product as uncharacterized. Gene Ontology annotation, cellular component: cytosol. Lineage: Eukaryota; Metazoa; Arthropoda; Arachnida; Sarcoptiformes; Oppiidae. The transcript has a single exon. The coding region runs from base 1 to 921 and encodes 306 amino acids. Gene Ontology annotation, molecular function: protein-folding chaperone binding. The record is from RefSeq and is a predicted model, not a curated record.